GGACCGUGCUGCGCAGGUGAGUGCGGACUCGUUGCGGUUCGCGGUGUCCUGGCGGUCAGCACGCAGGGUCCCUUGCGGCCAGCCUCGCGGCCCACCACGUCUCGGUGCCCACAGCGGUGACGCUUGAGUGGCGACUACCGUCAGGCCCACAGAGCUUAGCAGGUGGCGGAUCGGGGAAGCUGUGUCCCUUCACAGAGGGUGACUGCGUGAGGGGGCGAAGCGGCUCGAGGUGACAUCGCAAGUCCGUUGACGCACUGUGGUCCUGCAGGUGCUUCAGGGUCUCUGAGGAGCCUUGGAAUCUCAAAGAUGUCCUUCUAGGGUUAAUGGGAAAAGCACUUACCUAUCAAACUCUGCCCCCUGAUGGUCAAGGGUGGCCUCACAGAUGCUUUUGUGCCUGCAGUCUGCCGCAGCGGGCAUCUCACUCAGAAUAUGGGAGAAGCCGGACUGCAGGAAUGAGCUCCAGUCUUUCCUUGAGAGGGAGACCAGGUGAUGACAGCCAUGAUCCCAUCGGUUUGGCCCCAGAAGUCGGUGACCUUUGAGGAUGUGGCUGUGUACUUCACCCAGACGGAGUGGGAUGGUCUGUCCCCUGAACAGAGAGCAUUGUACAGGGAUGUCAUGCUGGAGAAUUAUAGGAACUUGGCCUCUGUGGGAUUUCCACUUCUCAAACCUGCUGUGAUCUCACAGCUAGAGGAAGGAGAGGAUCUGGAAAGCCUGUCUCAGCUGGCCACUGGAACAGACUCCCAGGGCCUCUGGACUGAAUGUACUGCUAUCCAGACUGGCAUUAAUUUGACAAAAGAAGUGUAUGAAGAGAAAAAGAAUACAUUAUUUGAAGUUCAGAAGGACUUUUCUCAGGAAACACACUUUUCAAAAACUUAUAUUGUUGGCCAACAACAGGAGACGCAGUCAGCAGGAAGUGAGAGGGAGAGUGCCAGUGCCUCCGAUGGAAGAGCUAAGACAAGCUCCGUGGAAGGGUAUUUACUUAGUCCCACGCCAUACUUGUCCCAGGAUCACGCCAGCUCUUCUGUAGAGCAGUACUCUGACGCCAAACUUACUAAGAAUGAGAAAGUUACUACAGAGGAAACACCUUUGAAACACAAAGAAUUAGCAGAGGCUUCUCAGGAUAGCUCUCAAGUUAAUCAGCUUCCAGAAAGCUGUGAUGUGGAGAAGCCCUAUCAGUGUACAGAAUGUGGCAAAGCCUUCAGUGUUAAAGCCAAGUUUGUUUGGCAUCAAAGACUUCAUAAUGGAGAGAAACCUUUCAAAUGUGUGGAGUGUGGGAAAUGCUUUAGCUACAGUUCACACUAUAUCACACAUCAGACAAUCCACAGUGGAGAAAAGCCGUACCAGUGUAAGGUGUGUGGCAAAGCCUUCAGUGUUAACGGAAGUCUUGUUAGACACCAGAGGAUACACACAGGAGAGAAGCCCUAUCAGUGCAAGGAGUGUGGGACUGGCUUCGGUUGUAGUUCUGCAUACAUUACUCACCAGAGAACCCACACUGGGGAGAAACCUUACGAGUGCAGUGACUGUGGGAAAGCUUUCAAUGUUAACGCCAAAUUGAUUCAGCAUCAAAGAAUCCAUACUGGAGAGAAGCCUUAUGAGUGUGAUGUGUGUGGAAAGGGCUUCAGGUGCAGCACCCAGCUUAGGCAGCAUCAGAGUAUACACACCGGAGAGAAGCCGCAUCGCUGUAGUGAGUGUGGGAAAGGCUUCACUAAAAAUGCAAAGCUCAUUCAACACCAAAGAGUGCACACGGGUGAGAAACCCUAUGCGUGCAGUGACUGUGGAAAGACUUUUAGUGCCAAAGGGAAGUUAAUCCAGCACCAGAGAAUCCACACAGGUGAGAGACCUUAUGAAUGUAGCGAGUGUGGGAAAUCCUUUAGGUGUAACUCCCAGCUUCGGCAGCAUCUGAGAAUCCAUACUGGGGAGAAGCCAUAUAAGUGCAAUGAGUGUGGAAAGGCCUUCAACGUUAAUGCAAAGCUAAUGCAGCACCGGAGAACUCACACUGGGGAGAAGCCGUUUGAAUGCAAUGAAUGUGGGAAGUGCUUUACAUCUAAAAGGAACCUGCUUGAUCACCAGCGAACCCAUACUGGAGAGAAGCCAUAUCAGUGUAAGGAGUGUGGGAAAGCUUUCAGUAUCAAUGCCAAGUUAACUAGACAUCAGCAAAUACACACCAGGGAGAAACCUUUCAAGUGUAUGGAAUGCGAGAAAGCAUUCAGCUGUAGUUCUGACUAUAUUGUGCACCAGAGAAUCCAUACUGGAGAGAAACCCUUUCAGUGCAGCGAGUGUGGUAAAGCCUUCCAUGUCAAUGCUCAUUUAAUUAGACACCAGAGAAGCCAUACUGGGGAAAAGCCUUUCCGAUGCAUGGAGUGUGGCAAGGGCUUCAGCCUUAGUUCUGAUUGUAUUAUACAUCAGACUGUCCAUACUUGGAAGAAACCCUAUGUAUGUAACAUAUGUGGGAAAGCUUUCAGGUUUAGCUUCCAACUUAGUCAGCACCAAGAUGUUCACAAUGAAGACAAAUCCUAAUGGAGACAAAAACAAAACUAAAAAGCAAGCAAAACCCUAAAACCAGACCUAUGUUUAAAUAAGAAGCGGAUCACGGCUCAUCAAUUAUUACUUGGAGGAAAACCAUUAGAAGGAAAUGAAUAUGGCAGUCUUCACUCGAAAACAAUUUUUCUCUUAUUUUUAAUCAAGAUGAGCAGCUGGAAAGAUAUCUAAAAUACUUUUUUUUUAAAUGAAUUUUUGUUUUGUUUUUCAAGAUAGCAUUUCUCUGUGCAGCUCUGGCUAUCCAGGAACUCACUGUGUAGACUGGUCAGGCCUCCAACUGAGCUUCACCAGCCUCUGCCUCCCGAGUACUGGUGUUAAAGGUGCGCCUCAGCACUGCCUGAAUUUAUUUAUCCACUUGAUUUAUCCAGUUAUUAGUCAGGGAAUAUAAUGAAGGGAAACAUCCUAUUCCCAGCAGCCUGAAUUUAUUUAUCCACUUGAUUUAUCCAGUUAUUAGUCAGGAAAUAAAAUGAAGGGAAACAUCCUAUUCCCAGCAGCACCAUGAAAAGUAGAUUUUCUAGGAAAAUUUUAUGGGGCUCAAGAAAAUUAAGGAUUCUCAACUGAGGGAGACCAAAGAAAACAAAUACAAGAAGGAGAGAAAUUAAUGUAUUUCUGCUUCGUUUUGACAAGAAUGCAUUACACAUCCUUUAAAAUGGGGGAAAGUAAACAUUAAAAAAUUGUUAGAAGAAGCCUUUAAAAAAUCAGAUCCAAAAUAGAGAUGAACAGUAAGGAGAGUGUUGGCAAAUGACCACUCUAAACCCGUGUGUUUUGUUGUAAAUACUUCCAAAUAAGUUUGAGUUGUAAAGCACAGACACAUACACACACACACACUCAAAUGGAAUGACCUUUGUAAAAUUUGUGAUAUAGUGUAAUAUCUAGUACUCAGAUUUUAACAAAAGAUAAAAAUCAACAGGGACAUUAACAGUCAGCGCUUUAGGAUCACCAGUGUUCUAAAGAAGUGUCCCAUCUCAGUACCCCAAGGAGUGGAAAUUAGUGAAGACUUUUGCAUGUCACAUUGAGUAUAUGAUAUACAUUACCCCACCCCCAAUACUCUGCAGCCCUCAGUGAUUGUAGGUGCUGUAUUUGCUACAGAUGCCUGCCAUACAAGUACAAACUAUAUUAACAAAAUAGCAUGUUAGAGUUCCUAUUUUGUAAUGACUGAACUCAGCAAACAUGGUUAUGUCCCAAAGAAAGGUAUCUGCAUUGACUUCGAUGCUUUGUGAUAAUUGGGCUCCAUGAAAAUGUUGGAAUUCUUAAGAUACUUUUUGAAAUCUCUUUCCCCCCUUUAAAACAAAAACCAAAACAAAACACUGUAAGCCAUUAAUAAGAUCACUUGAGCUGCCAAGAAGCUGACAAUCAGCAGUUAUUUCUCUGUUGUCAACUGGUAAUGGGUAAGAAAGGAAAAGGUUUCCUACUUAACACCUCUAGUACCAAACAUUCAGGUUUCCACACCAAUUUAGUUGUUUGCAGACACCAACUGGAUGUCCUCCAAUUUCUAUCAAUUUUGCCAUAACAAACACCCUACUGGUGAAGUGGGCUCAGUCUGAGAAGACUGCCAGUCUCCUCCCCCCAUAUUCAGACACUAAUGAUGAGUCCUACAUUACUGAUUUGGUUACAAAUUGAACCCUCUGGGUUCAGUAAUUUUCUAUGGUAACUCACCAAACUUAAAGAGACAAUUUAAAGUUACCAUUUACUCUAAAUUAUAUCGUGGAUGUCACAGGAGCAGCCAGAUGAAGAGAUGAACAAGAUCCAAGGGUUCCCAUGCGAAGGUGUGUUUGUCCCCAGAGUCGAGUGCUUCACCUGUUGAGCCUUGUUUAGUGUUUGUAUGAAGAUUACAGUGUGUGCCAUGACUGAUGAGGCCUUGGCUGUCAGAUAGGUUUCCCCUUACAGAAGUCAGCAGGGGUUGUUAAAAGUCCCAACUCUCUUAGCACAUAGUUGGCUCCUUUGACAACUAGCCCCAAUCCUGGAGCUAGCGAGGAGUCUAGCGACAAGUCGCUUUAGCAUAAGCAGAUGACUGCAAGAGACCUUAGGAGUAACAAAAGGUUUUAGGUUUUCUGUGUGUGUGUGUGGUGCUGGAAACUGGAGACCAAACAUGCUUAAGUCACAGGCAAAAACCCAUUUACUUGGUUCAAAUCCCCUUAAGUCUGGGGAAUUUUGGGUUUGUUUGUUUUUGGUUCAGAAGUAAAUAGGAUAAAAUGAAAACCCAGCUCUGGGGGAAGCCAUUAGCUCUAGGAACAAAGAUGAACCCUGGGCAGUGUAGACUAUUAGUGCUUUUCCAUAUAGCAGUUCUUUGCAAAAUGUCUUCAUUACAUUACACAAGAGUUGUGUAAUGGCUAGUGACAUGGCUCAGCAGGUAAGGGCUAAACCUGACCCAAGCUUCAAUCUCUAGAGCCCACAUGAUGGGAAGGACAGACUGACACACAGUUGUCCUCUGGCCUCUGUGCAUGCAUGAAAAUAAUAAUGUCAUUUUAAAAAACUAAAAUACCUAUACUGAAAUUAAGCAUUUUGAUCAUCUUGAAGUGUGCAAUUCGUCUAUUCAAAUAAAUCUAAUAAUCUGCUGAAUUGCUGA
Rattus rattus (black rat) is the source of this 5104-nucleotide messenger RNA. RefSeq names its product zinc finger protein 23 (gene Znf23). The transcript has 6 exons. Gene Ontology annotation, molecular function: DNA-binding transcription repressor activity, RNA polymerase II-specific. Gene Ontology annotation, biological process: negative regulation of transcription by RNA polymerase II. Bases 490 to 2517 code for a protein of 675 amino acids. Lineage: Eukaryota; Metazoa; Chordata; Mammalia; Rodentia; Muridae. The record is from RefSeq and is a predicted model, not a curated record.